Molecule: messenger RNA, 1234 nt
Organism: Oryzias melastigma (Indian medaka)
Lineage: Eukaryota; Metazoa; Chordata; Actinopteri; Beloniformes; Adrianichthyidae
Product: zinc finger protein 2 homolog
Exons: 3
Cellular component (GO): nucleus
Source: RefSeq, a predicted model, not a curated record
GACAGGUGUGAAGCUGGAGAUUGAGUCUGAGUUGUUGCAUCAUCAGCUGAGCAUAAUCAGAAGUCCUGUAAAAAAGCUGCAAAGAAAAGACCUCUCAGAGGAACACGUCUUUAAGGAGGAAACUGAUGAUGAUCAGCUUCUCUGGAAGCAGGAGAGGAGCUCCAGUCCAGAUGAGGAGAUUAAAGAGGAGCAGGAUGAGCACUUCAUCUGUGAGGAGGGGGAGCAGCUUGAACUGAAGCAGGAGACCGAUGCUUUUAUGGUCAAUGAGCAUGAUCAGGAAAAGAUGGACUCCAAACCAGAACCAAGUGAGAGUCCAGUUCUGGAAGCAAAAACUCAGAUCAGAAACAGUGAUGCUCUGACUGUCCUGACGGACUCCCCUUCAAACGAGAGCUCACCUUCCUGUGGAACAUGUGGAAAAGUUUUUACUCGAUGGGAUAGUUUAAUGGUUCACAUGAGAAUACACACAGACCUCUCAGAGAAACACAUUUAUAAAGAGGAGACUGAAGAAGAACAGCUUCUCUGGAAGCAGGAGAAGAGCUCCAGUCUGGAUGAAGAGGAACCAGAACUUUCACAGAUCAAAGAGGAGUGGGAGGAGGUCUGCAUUGGAGAGGAAGGAGAGCAUCUUGAACUGGAGGAGGAGAAUGAUGCUUUCACGGUCACUGAACGUGAUCAGGGAAAUAUGAACUCCAAACCAGAACCAAGUGAGAGUCAAACUGUGGAAGAAAACCCUCAGAUCCAAAACAGUGAUGCUGUAACUGUACUAGUGGACUCUCCUUCCCCUAAGAGCUUACAUUCCUGUGAAACGUGUGGAAAAAAAUUUACUCAACGUGGUAAUUUGAAUACUCACAUGAGAACGCACACAGGUGAGAGGCCAUUUACAUGUAAAGUAUGUGAAAAAAGUUUUACCAAAAGUAGCAUCUUAAGCGUCCACAUGAGAACUCACACAGGUGAAAGACCCUUUACCUGUGAUGUGUGUGGAAAAAGUUUCAUGCAAUGUGCAAACCUGCGUGUCCACAUGAGAACUCAUACGGGUGAAAGGCCUUUUAGAUGUAAAGUGUGUGAAAAAAGUUUUACUAAAAGUAGCAUCUUAAAUGUCCACGUGAGAACUCACACAGGGGAGAGGCCUUUUUCCUGUGAAGUAUGUGGACAAAGUUUCAUCACAGGGAGUGUCUUAAAGGUUCACAUGAAAAAUCACACUGGAGAAACUCCUUUUUCAUGUAAAGUUUGUAAAAAG